Messenger RNA from Symbiodinium natans, 2667 nucleotides. NCBI's taxonomy places the organism in Eukaryota, Dinophyceae, Suessiales, Symbiodiniaceae. The record is from the annotation of a GenBank genome assembly.
AUGAGCCUGCAUCAGUUUGCCAUUACAGUGCGUAUGCUGCAUCCGUAUUUCCUGCUACACUGUGCCCUGGCAGAGACACAGCUGGAGGUGCUCUAUUCGGAGCAUGAUGACAACACCAGCUUGUUCUUGAUCCUCGAGGGCGAAGUCAUCUUCCGUGACGGCAGUCGCGUCACCUACAUCAGUGAGGGAGGCACCCUUGGCGAGUUCAAGGUCUUUGACCUCGAGCAGGCGAACACAGAACAGCGAGUUGAGGUGAUCACAGACUGCGAGGUUUUCGAGUUACCUGAAGCGGCUAUGAAGAGGUUCUUGGAAUAUUCUCCUGCAGACAGAAGCAUCUUGACAGAGUUCUACAAGGCCAAACUGCAAGAGCAGGACAAUGACGACGUGCGCAGCUGCAGGAGAUCCAUAAGAAGACUCAUCCGGUCCAUCGUCAAGUUCUUCACGAGUGGUGUGCAGACUUCAAAGACCAUUUGGCUCCAAGCUGUCUUUGCUCUGUUGCUUAUCGUGGUUGGAAGCUUCACGCAUGGCAUGGUCGUCACGAAGAUGCACAACAAUCGGAAUAACGAGGGCCUUGAGAGCGGGAGCAUGGCGGAGAACGCCUUAACGCUGAUGUUUCUGGUGUGCAAGUUGAUGCGCCAAAACCUGCCGCUCACAUACCUCAAAAGAUUCUUCAGCGAGCAAGAGACGCAGAUGUAUGUCAACAUUCGAUUGCAGAGCAGUUCUGGGUCGAUAUGGGUGACAGUCAAGCUGGCAGUCAUCAUGCUGGGCUGGGGCCACUGGGUGGGAUGCAUCUUCCUGCUGCUGUCCUUUGCCAGAGAAGCCUCUUCCGAUGGUUUGCAGGACAGCAUGUUCCAGCAGCUGUAUGAGCGCACCCGCAUAUCAGAGCCCACGAAUGAGGAGUGGUGGGGCGACUAUCUUGCUGCUUUCUACAAGGCUUUCAACCGGAAUUAUGAAGGGUCCAUGCCAGAGAGAUUCGAAGAGUUUGUGCUCAUCCUCUUCGUCGCAGCUGGGCUGCUUGCGAUGAAGUCCUACGUCAUUGGAUCCUUCUUCAAGUUGCAGGAGACGAAGAAGGACCUGGCUCGAGAGGUGCAGCAACUCUUAGACCAAGCACAGAUGGUGUGUGAUGCUCUUGACUUGCCACCAAGCAUCCGCAAAUCCAUUCGACAGCACAUGAUGUUCCAAUGGUCCAAGGCCAGAGAUGUUGGUAACCGUGAGGUGGUUCUCAAAACCUUCGCGCCCGACUUGCAGAAGAAAGUCAAGGAGCAAAUCUACUUGCCCAUUAUUCAAGCCAACGAGAAGCUGUUCAGUGGGGCCAGCUCAGACUUCAUGCUUCAGAUUAUCGACCAACUCGAGGUGGUGGUACUGCAGCCCUCCGAGAUCUUGUUCUGUGAGAACGAUGCCCCGCAAGAUCUGUGCUUUCUGGAGACCGGCACCCUUAUGAUCACCUCACAGGAGCAACUGGUGCGCUACGUGAGGAGCGACAGACCGAAUGAGCCAACAGCAGUGGGUGAAGUCUCUUUCGUUUUAAAGAUGCCGCACCUGUACUCUGCCCGGUCUCGCUCGGGAGUUGAGUCCUCAAUCCUCAAGAUCACCCGAAGCAACUUCGAGCUCAUCAUGGCAAAUCUCGAUGCGGACCGAGACCAACUGCUUCACAACGUGGCUUUUUCGAUGAAGCUCUCGAUGAACGGCGCCGACCUCAAGAAGGGUGCCGUUAUGCCCGACGCCCAGGACGAGACCGAGUUCCUGCAGCACAUGCGGGAAUCCGUUCGGCAGAUGCUUUUGAGUCGAACUGCCCAUAUGUCAAUCACGUUCAUCAACGCGGCGGCAGAGGGGAAUUUGGAGCAGGUGGAACUCCUUCUUCGCAAGCGCGUUUCCAUCGACACUGCGAAUUGCGACGGCCGCACGGCCAUGCAUUUAGCAGCUGCCGAGGGCCGGGAUGUGGUGAUCAAGACCUUGAUCAAAAAUGAAGGCAACGUAAACAUGCAAGACCGCUGGAAGGGUACACCGCUGAGAGAUGCUGUCCUCGGCAAGUUCAGCGCCGUCACUGAGGUCCUCAUUGAGCAAAACGCCGACCUCAAUCUCGAGGACCCGGCCACGGCCUUGUGUGACGCGGCCUCCAGCGGCAAUUUGAUGGCACUCAAAGAGCUCAUUGAGGUCAAGAUCGAUCCAAAUAGUGGCGACUAUGACCUUCGCACUGCUUUGCACCUGGCAGCCUCGGAGGGAAAAUUGGAGGUCAUCUCCUUCCUGCUGGACUCUCGCGCCAACCCCAACUUCAAGGACCGCUGGGGUGGGACAGCCUUGGAAGACGCCAUUCAGAACAACCACUCGGCUGUGGCCGCGCAGCUGAUCUUCUCCAAGAAAGGCGGCUUGCGUCAGGCCGUGCUCUACCGGAAGCUGACCCCAGUAAGCAAGCGGGUGGGCACGUCUUUGGGAAUGUGGCUUGCAGAAGCAGGCGGCACGCAUGAGCUGGCAGCCGGGUGGCUGUGCGAUGCUGCGUCCGCAGGGAACAUUCUGAAGCCUCUUGGCGAGCUUGCUCAUGUGUUGCAGCAGCUCAUCGAGAACUCAGUGGAUGUCAAUAUCAGCGACUACGACGCACGGACGGCACUCCACCUUGCUGCAACGGAAGGUCCACGGGGGGCUUUGUUGCUUCAAAGGCGUGUAGACUAG